GUCAAAUUUAAUUUGUCUAAAACUUUCUCUUUUAAUAGUUUUUGAUGUCAGAAGUGGGAUCCAAAAGACCUUCAGGGACCCUCAGGAGCACCAAGUGACCAAGUGAAGGGGCUUGCUAGGCCCAUUGUGUCCACUGCCUUCCUCCUGCAGCUGGAGGUGGUGGGUUGGAUCAUUGGACAAUGCCACAUGCUUUGUGGAUGGUGUGGGCUUUGGGGGCUGUCAUUAGCUUCUCCAAGGAAGGGUCCUCUGGCCCAGGAUCUCUGUCCUGUGACUCUGCUGGUGUCUGUGAUGGCAGCUCGAGGUCUUUAAACUCCAUUCCCUCAGGGCUUACAGCAGCAGUGAAAAGCCUGAACCUGUCCAACAAUGAAAUCACCUAUAUUGGCAAUAGCCACCUGCAGAGAUGUGUGAACCUCAAGACUCUGAUACUGACGUCCAAUGGAAUUAAUGCCAUAGAUGAAGAUUCUUUCUUUUCUCUGGGCAACCUGGAAUAUUUGGACUUAUCCUAUAAUGACUUAUCGAAUUUGUCAUCCUCCUGGUUCAGGCCCCUUUCUUCCUUGAAAUUCUUAAACUUAUUGGGAAAUCCUUAUAAAACCCUCGGGGAGACAUCUCUUUUUUCUCACCUCCCAAAUCUGCAAUUCUUGAGAGUAGGAAAUGCUUACACCUUCGCUAAGAUUCAGAGAAAGGAUUUCGCAGGACUCACUUUUCUGCAGGAACUUGAGAUCGAUGCUUCAGCACUUCAGAGUUAUGAGCCAGAAAGUCUGAGGUCAAUUAAGAGCAUCCAGAAUCUGACCCUGCUUCAUCUGAGGCGGCCUGUGUUACUACUGGAGAUUUUUGCAGAUAUUUUAAGUUCUGUGGAAUAUUUGGAACUGAGAGAUAGUGAUUUGUAUGACUUCCAAUUUUCAGAACUCUCCAUCAGUGAAAGCAAUCCACUGAUUAAACAGUUUACAUGUAGAAAUGUGAAAAUCACUGAUAAAAGUUUGUUUCAGGUUUUAAGACUUCUGACUUACGCUUCCGAAUUGUUGGGCUUAGAGUUUGAUGACUGCAUCCUUGACGGAGUGGGGGAUUUUAGUACAUCUGAUGAAUACAGCAUUAAAGAUCCAGGGAAAGUCGAGACACUCAUCAUACGGAGGUUUCGAAUUUCACGGUUUUUUUUAUUUCAUGAUCUGAGUUCUUUAUAUUCACUUGCAGGAAGAGUUAAAAGAGUCACAGUGGAAAACAGUAAGGUUUUUCUGGUUCCUUGUUCACUUUCACAACAUUUAAAAUCAUUAGAGUACUUGGAUCUCAGUGAAAAUUUGAUGGUUGAAGAAUACUUGAAAAAUUCAGCCUGUGAGAAUGCCUGGCCCUCUCUACAAACUUUACUUUUAAGGCAAAAUCACUUGACAUCAUUAGAUAAAACUGCAGAGACUUUGCUUACUCUGAAAAACCUGAGUGUCCUGGAUAUCAGUAAGAAUAGUUUUCGUUCUAUGCCUAAAACUUGUCAGUGGCCAGAAAAGAUGAAAUAUUUGAACUUAUCCCACACACGAAUACAAGAUUUAACUAAUUGCAUUCCUCAGACACUGGAAAUUUUAGAUGUUAGCAAUAACGACCUGAAUUCAUUUUCUCUGACUUUGCCACUACUCAAAGAACUUUAUAUUUCCAAAAAUAAGUUGAAGACACUACCAGACGCCGCCUACUUACCUGCGUUACUGGGGUUGAACAUAGGCAGCAAUACAAUAAAUACUUUUUCUAAGGAACAACUUGAUUCUUUUCACAAACUGAAGACUUUGGAGGCUGGUGGCAACAACUUCAUUUGUUCCUGUGAAUUCCUCUCUUUCGCUCAGGAGCAGCAGGCAAUGGGCAACGUCUUGAUCAACUGGUCAGAAAACUACCUGUGUGAUUCUCCGUUCCAUGUGCGGGGCCAGCGGGUUCUGGAUGUCCAUCUCUCGGUGUCUGAGUGCCACAGGGUGGCACUGGUGGCUGGCACGUGCUGUGCCCUGUUCCUGUUGAUCCUGCUCAUGGGCUUCCUGUGCCACCGUUUCCAUGGACUGUGGUACAUGAAGAUGAUGUGGGCCUGGCUCCAGGCCAAGAGGAAGCCCCGGAAAGCUCCCCCCAGGGACAUCUGUUACGACGCGUUUGUUUCUUACAGUGAACAGGAUUCCUACUGGGUGGAGAACCUUAUGGUCCAGGAGCUGGAGAAUUUCAACCCCCCCUUCAAGCUGUGUCUUCAUAAGCGGGACUUUAUUCCUGGCAAGUGGAUCAUUGACAAUAUCAUUGACUCCAUUGAAAAGAGCCACAAAACUGUCUUCGUGCUUUCUGAAAACUUUGUGAAGAGCGAGUGGUGCAAGUAUGAGCUGGAUUUCUCCCAUUUUCGUCUCUUUGAUGAGAACAAUGAUGCGGCCAUUCUCAUUCUUUUGGAGCCCAUUGAGAAAAAAGCCAUCCCCCAGCGCUUCUGCAAGCUGAGGAAGAUAAUGAACACCAAGACCUACCUGGAGUGGCCAGCGGAUGAAGCUCUGCAGGGCGGGUUUUGGUUAAAUUUGAGAACUGCAAUAAAGUCCUAGGUUUCUGGGUGAAAGGCCAGUCUUGGUCUUUGGGGUCUUAUAUUAGUAGUUGUAACUAAAUUAUUUCUGACAUAAUUAUCUAAAACCACAUGAAUGUACAGUCAUUUGAGGACUUACUAAAACUGUUAAUACCAAAACUAUUCAAAUUGUUAUCUGCAGUGGUGUUUUAUAAAAUUUUAAUCAGAUU
Otolemur garnettii (small-eared galago) is the source of this 2724-nucleotide messenger RNA. RefSeq names its product toll like receptor 2 (gene TLR2). Gene Ontology annotation, biological process: toll-like receptor signaling pathway; immune response; inflammatory response. The record is from RefSeq and is a predicted model, not a curated record. Gene Ontology annotation, molecular function: protein binding; transmembrane signaling receptor activity; triacyl lipopeptide binding. Gene Ontology annotation, cellular component: membrane. The coding region runs from base 180 to 2537 and encodes 785 amino acids. The transcript is spliced from 2 exons. NCBI's taxonomy places the organism in Eukaryota, Metazoa, Chordata, Mammalia, Primates, Galagidae.